AUGGCUAAAAUAAUCUUUAAAAUUUUGCUUAUGUUUCAGACUGAUUUUAAUUGUCUUCAAAAUAUUAUAUUCAAUGUGAGCAAAUCAGUAAAUCAUCCAGUUUAAUUUUCAAAUAUAAUAGAUACUAGAGUUACUGAGCUCAAUUAAUCUGGGAUUACUAAACCAAACACAAUCGAAGAUAUACUGUGA
Tetrahymena thermophila SB210 is the source of this 189-nucleotide messenger RNA. RefSeq lists its product as hypothetical. NCBI's taxonomy places the organism in Eukaryota, Ciliophora, Oligohymenophorea, Hymenostomatida, Tetrahymenidae. The record is from RefSeq and is a predicted model, not a curated record. The transcript is spliced from 2 exons.